Molecule: messenger RNA, 792 nt
Organism: Malus domestica (apple)
Lineage: Eukaryota; Viridiplantae; Streptophyta; Magnoliopsida; Rosales; Rosaceae
Source: RefSeq, a predicted model, not a curated record
AUGGCGCACGUGGAGGUUAAGGAAGCUGAGAAGGAGUACAUUUGGUUUCUUGACUCAGGAUGCAGUAACCAUAUGUGUGGCAAAAGGGAAGUUUUUAUUGAGAUGGAUGACAGCUUUCGAGAGUCAGUGAAGCUGGGGUAUGACUCCAGUCUUAGUGUGAAGGGCAAAGGCAAGGUACGACUAGAAGUGCAUGGGAUCAUGCAUGUCAUCACAGGAGUUUUCUUUGUACCUGAGUUGAAGAACAAUCUGCUGAGUAUUGUUCAACUGCAAGAGAGAGGACUCGUAGUGCUCAUGCAACAUGGAAAGUGUAAGAUCUUUCAUCCCGAGAAAGGUCUAAUUCUUGAGACUGAGAUGACGUGCAAUAGGAUGUCCACUGAAGGAACAAAAAUGUCUCACCAUGACAACCACAGAUCAAGCAACUCUCUGGCACUUAAGAGGGUGAAACUGGAUGAUAAAAGCCUCAAAUGCAUACUAAUGGGGGUAAGUGAAGAAUCCAAAGCUUAUAGACUGUUUGAUCCUAUUUCACAGAAAAUUAUUAUUAGUCGAGAUGUGGUUUUUGAGGAAGAUGAACAGUGGAAUUGGGAUGAAGUUUAUGAGCAAGCUGUCUUAACCGACCUUGAGUGGGAAACUGAUGAAGAAACAACCACAGAAAAUGAAGAGGGAUCUGGAGAUAUUGAAAACAUUGAAGAUGAUGAGUUUCAUGAAGUAGGAGGAGCCAUGACUGAAGGCAGUGCAUCUCAAGAGAGACGAACUCAAAGACCACCAAUAUGGAUGAGAGAUUAUGAAACCUAG